Messenger RNA from Emys orbicularis (European pond turtle), 3672 nucleotides. RefSeq names its product Rap guanine nucleotide exchange factor 1 (gene RAPGEF1). The coding region runs from base 1 to 3672 and encodes 1223 amino acids. Gene Ontology annotation, molecular function: guanyl-nucleotide exchange factor activity. Lineage: Eukaryota; Metazoa; Chordata; Testudines; Emydidae. Gene Ontology annotation, cellular component: plasma membrane. Gene Ontology annotation, biological process: Ras protein signal transduction; positive regulation of GTPase activity. The transcript has 26 exons. The record is from RefSeq and is a predicted model, not a curated record.
AUGUCCGGCAAGAUCGAGAAAGCAGAUUCUCAGCGCUCCCAUCUCUCCUCUUUCACCAUGAAGUUGAUGGACAAGUUUCAUUCACCAAAAAUAAAGCGAACGCCAUCAAAGAAAGGAAAACAGGCUGACCUGACGGUGAAAACCCCAGAGAAGCCAGUGAACAAAAAUUUAACUUGGCUUGAGGAGAAGGAAAAGGAGGUUGUAAGUGCAUUGCGCUAUUUUAAAACCAUUGUGGACAAAAUGGCAAUUGACAAGAAAGUACUGGAGAUGCUGCCAGGUUCAGCAAGUAAAGUGCUGGAGGCCAUCUUACCGCUGGUCCAAGUAGACCCACGGAUUCAGCAAAGUUCUGCCAUCUCUUCCUGCUAUAGCCGUGUGUACCAGAGUCUGGGAAAUCUGAUUCGUUGGUCUGAUCAGGUGAUGCUGGAGGGGGUGAACUCAGAAGACAAGGAGAUGGUGACCACAGUGAAGAGUGUCAUAAAAGCUGUUCUGGACGGAGUCAAGGAGCUGGUCAGACUCACAAUAGAGAAGCAGGAACAUCCGUCUCCCACAAGCCCAGUUAAACCCAGUUUACCAGCAUGUAAAUCUGACAGCCCCUCAGAGCUUCCCCUGACAGACAGAGAGAUGGAGAUUCUCAACAAGACAACUAGUAUGACUCAGUCUGCUGAGAUACUGACUGACUCCAUGGACGAAGAGGUUGCCCCUCCCAAACCCCCUCUACCUUGCAUUCGCGUGGCAGAAAACAGCCCUCCUCCAGCAUUGCCCCCUAAAAAAAGGCAGUCAGCGCCUUCUCCUACCAGAGUGGCAGUAGUGGCACCUAUGAGUCGAGCCACCAGUGGAUCUAGUUUACCUAUUGGAAUCAACAGACAGGAUUUUGAUGCUGACUGUUACGCACAGAGGAGGCUGUCAGGCGGCAGCCACUCCUAUGGAGGGGAAUCCCCUCGCCUCUCACCAUGCAGUAGCAUGGGCAAGCUCAGCAAGUCUGAUGAGCAGCUCUCCUCGCUGGGCCGGGACAGCGGGCAGUGCUCCCGCAACACAAGCUGUGAAACAUUAGAUCACUAUGAUCCGGACUAUGAAUUCCUGCAGCAGGACCUCUCUAAUGCUGACCAGAUACCUCAGCAGGUGCCAAGUAUCCUCAGUCCAUUGCCAGAGUCUUUGGGCGAGUGUGGCUCCCCAUUUCAUGGACAUGUUUUCCAGCUCCCCCAGGGCAGCUCCCCCCAGCCGCAAUACUGCAGCCCGUUGACAGGAACACGGUCUACGGAGACUCCUCCAGCUUUGCCAGAGAAGAAGAGGAGGAGUGCAGCCUCUCAAACUUCAGAUAACGCAGGCUGCAGGGUCUCCUAUGAGCGGCACCCCUCACAAUAUGAUAACAUCUCAGAGGAUGAUCUGCAGAACCCAGGAGCUCUCUCGUCAGUACCCUUCACGUCAUUUGCUGCUGUCUUGCCCUUCCAGCAGGGCAAUUCUUCAGUGCCGGUGGAAUUCAUUACUGAGUUUGCUGCUCCUGAUUCUACGGGUGACCCAGAGAACCCCCCUCCUCUUCCAGAGAAGAAAAACAAACACAUGCUGGCGUAUUUGCAGUUUAUGGAAGACUACUCAGAGCCUCAGCCAUCCAUGUUCUACCAGACACCUCAGAACGAACACAUCUACCAGCAGAAAAACAAGCACCUCAUGGAAGUCUAUGGGUUCAACGACUCGUUCAGCAGCACAGACUCGUCGCAAGAGCUGGCACCACCCCCUGCCCUUCCGCCAAAACAGCGACAGCUGCAGGCCUCCUAUGCUGCCUCUUCCUUCUCUUCUGUCUCCUACUGUGUCCAGCAAACUAAAGUGCCCUUCACCUCCGAGGACACCAGUGCCACUCAGGGCCUCAGUAUGUCCGUCUCUAACUCCUUUCUCAACCGGCACAGCUCCUUUCCUGUGCAUUCGUACAAAUCUGUGUUUAGGUCCUACUCACAGGACUUUGUGCCUCACAACCAAGCUUCCGUUCCUCCUUUUCUUUCUUCUACCUCCUCUUCCUCCUCCACCCCGCCUUUUCCACCUGUCCAUCAAUCUCAGAGCUCUGACCUAGCGGUGCCAACCACAGCCAGCCAGUCACCAAGCACUGUGGAUGUGCCAAACUCCUCUUCUCAGGAGAGCAGCUUUAACGGGAAUGCUCCUGUCUGCCUUCCUUCUGAAACCUCUUUCACUGAUUCUCUCCAGACAUCUUCGAGUGAAAACGCCAGUGAGGAGGCUGGUGAGGGUGAAUACGUCAAUCUGUAUUCCUCUGGCCAAAGCAACGGGGAACUCCCUCACUCUGAAGGAGAAUCUCCUGCCAUCAAAGACGGCCACCCCAAAGACUCCACUUCGCAUAGCAGCACCACUGGGCAGGAAAGCAGAGAUGGUGGUGAGAGGCAGCAAAAGUCACCGGAUGCUUUGGAAUCAUCGCUAGAGGAGGAGGUAGAUGAGCUGACCCUGAUUGACCACAAUGAAAUUAUGGCUCGGCUGACACUGAAGCAGGAGGGCGAUGAUGGGCCAGAUGUUCGUGGUGGAUCCGGGGAUAUCUUGAUAGUCCACGCAACUGAGACUGACAGGAAAGAUCUGGUGCUGUACUGUGAAGCCUUUUUGACAACGUACAGAACAUUCAUUACCCCUGAAGAGCUCAUCAAGAAGCUGCAGUACAGGUAUGAGAAGUUCUGUCACUUCCCAGACACGUUUAAGAAGCGAGUCAGCAAGAACACAUUCUUCGUGCUGGUGAGAGUGGUGGACGAGCUGUGCUUAGUGGAGUUGACGGAUGAGAUUCUAAAGCUGUUGAUGGACCUGGUGUUCCGGCUAGUCUGCAAUGGAGAGCUCAGCCUCGCUAGAGUGCUACGCAAAAAUAUUCUGGAUAAAGUGGAUCAGAAGAAAAGGCUGAGAUACGCCAAUUCAAUCAAACCUCUAGCGGCCCGAGGGGUGGCAGCCAGGCCGGGGACCUUGCAUGAUUUCCAUAGUCAUGAAAUAGCUGAGCAGCUGACCCUCUUAGAUGCCGAGCUCUUCUAUAAGAUAGAGAUCCCAGAAGUUUUGCUUUGGGCAAAAGAGCAAAAUGAGGAGAAGAGUCCCAACCUGACACAGUUCACUGAGCACUUUAAUAACAUGUCCUACUGGGUCCGUUCGAUAAUUAUGCUACAAGAGAAACCGCAAGACAGAGAGAGGCUGCUCCUUAAAUUUAUAAAGAUUAUGAAGCACUUACGAAAGCUGAAUAAUUUUAACUCCUAUCUGGCCAUUCUUUCUGCACUGGAUUCAGCACCCAUCCGAAGGCUGGAGUGGCAGAAACAGACAUCGGAGGGCCUGGCAGAGUACUGCACACUCAUCGACAGCUCCUCGUCCUUCCGGGCUUACCGAGCAGCUCUGGCAGAGGUGGAGCCUCCCUGCAUACCUUACCUAGGCCUGAUUCUGCAGGACUUGACCUUUGUUCACCUGGGAAACCCCGAUUACAUUGAUAGCAAAGUGAACUUUUCCAAACGCUGGCAACAGUUUAACAUCCUGGACAGCAUGAGGUGCUUCCAACAAAUACAUUACGACAUCAAAAGAAAUGACGAUAUAGUCUCAUUCUUCAAUGACUUCAGCGACCAUUUGGCUGAGGAGGCCUUGUGGGAACUGUCUCUCAAAAUCAAACCUCGAAACAUAACGAGGCGAAAAACAGACAGGGAAGAGAAAACCUAG